UCGCAACUAGGCUCUGCUCACCUUGUUUCGUUUCGCCCUGCCGGACCACCAACAAAAAUUUUGGCCUUGUCCUGUCGACCAUUCUUCCUCGCCCCUUCGCCCUUCGCCCUCCUCUUCGGCUUUCUACAUUUCCUCCUCCAGAAGCCAGACGAACGACCCGAGGGAGCUCACCCACCAUAUCGCUUCUUGGGUGGCCAAGACUCUGGGGUGUUGCCGGGCUUCUCAAGCCAAACAAGGACUGCGAAGCCGAUUGUGAAGUUUUGGAGAGGAGACCGUUCAGCCGUUCUCCUCUCGUGCUCUGCGUUUGCUCAGAAGGACACUCACGAGGGCAAUGAUCCCCUUCUCAGGACACAACAUGUGCGUGCAAGCAUUGAUGCUCGGACUGGCAUUGCUCCUUGUGUUCAACAGCAUGGUCCUCGCGACUGGAGACGCAAAGAGGAGGAACAACGCCACCAUCUACACGGACAAGGACGGGCAGAUGGUGCUGGAGGACAGCAGCACACGAGUUGUUCUGAAGGACUUGUUUCUGGACGUGCAGAUGCUCGGUGCCCUGAACGCCAGCGUGACUGCGCUCCAGCGCGAAAACGCAGACCUGCGAGCAGAAACUUCACAGCUUCGAGAAGCAAAUGAUCAGCUCCAAGAUCGACUGACGAUCGUGGAGGAAACACAGACUGCAUCCGCUGCUUUCACUCGCGUCCAAGCCAUCACCGACCCAGGAACAUACAGGGUGACACUUGCUAUCAGCAGCAACAGCGACCUUCCGACUUCAGCGCCGGUGUAUAUCGAGGUUGGUGGUGCUGGCGGUGGCGGUGGCGGCGGCAGUGGCUGUGUCUCCAAUGGCCAGGACGGUGGCAUGACCAGCCUGACACCAUCGUCAACGUGGUUGUCCGCGACUGGAGGAGGUGGCGGCAACAGCGCGUAUUCCAUCACGAAAGCUGGAGGAGCCCUGCACGGAAAAGGAACUGUUGGACCCAUUCGCCUCGUCGGCAGCGGUGGCGAUGGUGGCGGUGGUGCAGUCAGAGAUAGCUUCAAGGCGGUGGAGGGAGGGAACGGUGGGUACGCCGCAGGCGUGUUCCAAGUUGACGCAUCGACGCCUAUCACUGCCGAAGCUAUCGUUGGAACAGGCGGGGCCGGUGCGUCAGGUGGAUCUGAAUGUCCCUUGACUCCUGGCCGCGAUGGGUCUGACGGCUUCAUCAUCUUCCAUUAUCCAGAGGGCAUGGACAUCACAAUCACCGAGACCUUUUGAAGUGCUCACUGCUCGACCUGGAUGUUGCAUGCAUGUGCUGUGUGCUUCCCUGGUCUCCCUUUCAGGCUUGUUUGCCUUGGUGUUGUUUUCUUGCUUUACCAAUACCCACGGGUCAGCUGUCCACCACAGCACUACUCCCACGUAAUGUCCUGAAGGCUACAAGCUGUUGUCCCUUUUCUCUCUUUCUCGCCGUCGCCGUCGUUUGUUCUGUCGACUUGCUCGGUUGCCUAGUGUCCUCCAUUUCUUACUGCUCUCACGACCCUUAGGUUCUCUUUGCGCCACCCCGCUUGCUCCUUUGCUCCACCGCCGACAGUUGCUGCCUUUGCCAUUUGACACCUGCCGUCUUGUGUCCAUCUCAUCAGUCUUUUCUUAUGUCGUUGGCAUCCUUCUCUCUUCUCAUGCCGUCCUCAACCAAUACAUGACAUCAUUC
Molecule: messenger RNA, 1676 nt
Organism: Salpingoeca rosetta
Lineage: Eukaryota; Choanoflagellata; Craspedida; Salpingoecidae
Exons: 1
Coding region: 332-1246 (304 amino acids)
Source: RefSeq, a predicted model, not a curated record